UUCUGUCCGGGACCUUUUCAUGGUUGUUACUGGGGCUACUGGGAUUGAGAUGACUACUGGGAGUUCUGGGAGUACUGGGACUAGUGGUUUUGUGAAAGCAGAGAGUUGCUGGUUCUCCCUGCAGACCUCCAGAAGCUGGUUUGUUGACAGCUGUGCUUCAUGAAUGAAUGCAGCUGUUGAAGUUUGCAGAUACUUCAGUACACAAAGUACUACCUUAAUUACAGCUUUCAGAAUGGUGGUGACCGAUGACGCCCGUCUGAAAGUGGGUGAGUGAGACGGGUGCGACGCGGAACAAAGGCUGGAAUCAAACCGGUGACGUUAGGAACAGAGACAAAAGAGAGGUUUUGUUCUGAUCCUCAGUCUCUGUGAGCUAAAAGUGGAAUCAUGGGGGCCAAAGACCUCGACGUGACCUCUGACCCCAAGGGGUCGCGACCUCCUGCCCGGCGCCGGAGUCUUUUCAACAACAUCAAGUUCUUUGUGUUCUGUCACAGCCUCCUGCAGCUCUCUCAGCUCCUGGUGUCGGGUUACAUGAAGAGCUCCAUCUCCACCAUCGAGAGACGUUACGGGUUCUCCAGUCAGAAGUCCGGUCUGCUGGCAUCGUUCAAUGAGGUGGGGAACACGGUCCUCAUUGUGUUUGUGAGUUUCUUGGGGAGUCGGGUCCACCGGCCGCGGUGCAUCGGAGGUGGAGCUCUGCUGGCCUGCCUCGCCUCGCUGAUGAUGGCGAUGCCACACUUUCUGGGCGGAGCCUACGAAUACACCGACCGCGUCAGAUCCUCCGGUAAGAACAGCUCUGCUCUCUGCCAAUCAGAGAGCCCGCUCACCGCCUCCUCCUCCAAUCAGAGUUGCAGCCGGCAGGAGAGCCACGCCCAGCAGGGGGUGUACCCUCUGCUGCUGCUCGGUCAGCUGAUGCUGGGCAUCGCGGCCGUGCCCAUCCAGCCGUUCGGCAUCUCCUUCAUCGACGACUAUGCCAGCAGGAAGAACUCGCCGCUCUACCUCGGUAUCCUCCUCGCCGUGACCUCCAUCGGUCCGGCCUUCGGCUUCAUCAGCGGCUCCCUCAUGCUGCGCUUUUAUGUCGACUUUGACAAACUAUCUAAAGACCAGAUCAAGUUGACCCAUAAGGACCUCCGCUGGGUGGGAGCCUGGUGGCUCGGCUUCCUGGUGGCCUCCUGCCUCCUCUUCCUCACCGCGCUGCCGUACUUCUUCUUCCCCAGGAGCAUGCCCAAAGAGGACGGUGAUGAAGACGACGUGGAGUCCAGACCGGACAGCAAGAAGCAGCAGCAGACAAACCCGAUCCAGGAAAUGUCCCUCCUUCAGUUCCUCAAAAGUUUCCCUCGUAUCGCUCUACGAACCCUGCAGAGCCCCAUCUACCUGCUGGUGGUUCUGGCGCAGGUCAACCUGGCGGCGCUGCUGGCCGGCCUCGCCACCUUCAUGGCCAAGUUCAUCGAGAGGCAGUUCAGCCAGACCGUCUCCUUCUCCACCAUGAUGAUAGGUGGAGUUUGUAUCCCGCUGGCAGUGCUCGGCACCGUCCUGGGUGGAGUUCUGAUGCGGCGGUUGAAUCUUUCGGUCAGCGGUGCCAGCAGGUUGUGCACCGGCGCCAUCCUGCUCUGCUUGUUCUCCUCCACACCACUGUUGUUCAUCGGCUGCCCCACCCAGAAAAUCGCAGGAGUGUUUCCUAUUCCUAACAGAAGUAAUGCGUUGUUGUGCAGCGCUGGCUGUCAGUGUCCUGAGGAGGCCUUUAACCCGGUCUGUGGUUCUGAUGGUGUUGAGUUCAGGUCUCCCUGCCACGCCGGCUGUAUCACCAUAGAAACAUAUCCGAACAAUGCCACAAACUACAUCGGGUGUCGGUGCGUCGACGGUCUCGGCGUCGCCACUCCGGGAACCUGUGGCAGCGGAUGCUCCGGCCUCCUGCCCCCCUUCGUGGCUCUGCUCGGUAUCACCAGCUUCAUCGCCUCCUUCUCCCAGACGCCGUCCUACAUGAUGAUACUCAGGACGGUGCCGACGGAGGACAAGUCUUUUGCCGUUGGGGUUCAGUACAUGCUGUUCAGAGUUCUCGCUUUCAUGCCCGGCCCGGUGUUGUACGGCAGCGUCAUUGACACCACCUGCAUCCUGUGGGGCAAAAAGUGCGGCAUAGACACUUCCUGUCAGUACUACAACCUGGACCACUUCAGACAGAGGUUUCUGGGUGUCCAGGUGGUCUUCGUGUGCGGGGGUCUGCUCUGCUUCCUGCUGACGGUCCUGGUCCUGCGCCGGAGGAGGGCCGGACUCCAGGAACCACAGCCGGUGGGUAAAGGAGGCUACGAGCUGGUGAGGGGUUCGUCCAAAGAGAAACAGGAAGUGGAGGACAUGAAGAAAUGAAGACGAAGAGGACGAAUGUAUUACAUAUUGUGACAUAAUGUUUGUUAUAUAAAGACUAUUUUUAUAUUUGAUGCUUAAUUCUACUUUUAAAGUGAAUCUUUUCUGAUGUUUAAUCAGCUGCAGUUCCUCUAAUGGCCACUAGAUGCUACUCAAAGGAAACUGAAGAGAUAUCACCAUCGGUCCAGACUGAAAUAUCUCAAAAACUACCGGAUAGAUGUCCAUGAAACGUUUUCAGACAUUCGUGGUUCUCAGAGGAUGAACCCUGCUGAUUUUGGUGAUCCUUUUUGACUAGCGUCACCAUCGGGCGGCAUCGGGCACAUGAGGUAGAGCGCUUGUCCCGUAACCACAAGGUUGGUGGUUCAAGCCCCUCUACCGGCAACUUGCCGAGGUGUCCUUGAGCGAGACACCUAACCCCAAGUUGCUCCCCAGGCGCUUCAUUGCAGCCCACUGCUCCUCCGGGAUGGUUAAAUGCAGAGAAAUAAUUUCCCCAUUGUGGGACUAAUAAAGGAUUGAUUAUUAUUAUUAUCUGGUCAGAGUUUGAAAUAGUUUAAUACUACCAAUAUAAUUACUAUUCAGUGAAAUAUUUGGGCAUGUUCUUGAUGGAUUGGUGACAAAGUUAUAUCAAACAUUCAUGGUUGUCAGAGGAUGAACCCUACUGAUUUUGGUGAACUUCUGACUCUUCGUCUAGUGCCAACAUCUUGUCAAAACUUAUAAUUAUCUAAUACUACCAAUAUAUCUAUUAUCCAAUGAAAUAUUGCAGAAUGUAUGCGAUGGAUUGGCGCUAAAUUUCGUACAAACAUUCAUGGUUCUCAGAGGAUGAACCCUACUGACUUUGGUGAUCCUCUGUUUUUGAUCUAGCACAACCAGCAGGUCGACAUUUUAUUCAGUCAGAAUACUUUGGUUUUUGAGAAAAACCUACAAGCAUGCUAACACGCUGAUGGUGACCAUGAUAAAGAUUAUAGCUGCUAAACAUAAGCAUAUUAGCAAUGUCAUAGUCAGGUUAGCAUUUAUCUUUAGGCUAAUCUGGGGAAAGAUUGUAAUGGGGAAGUUAUGUGAGAUCAAAAACGCUGCAAACUCUCGAAACAACAAAACAUCUUUUAAAUCUGGGUUUUAAAAGAGUUUUCAGAAAAAGUUUCCCAGUUAUACUAGUACAACUGUACUAAUAUUGUACAUAUAUAUUUAAACAAGGCUUUUACUAUGAAAAUCACAAAUAUAUUUUUUCAGCAAAGAAAUUCUAUAAAAACAAACUUUAAUAAAGAAAAAUGUUUAACAAACUUCUCUGAAACUCCAACUGUAACACAAUCAACAUGUGAACCAUUUCAAUUCUUUAUGUCACUUUAUUUUAUCUUUAAGUUUACCCUUUGUAAAUAUCUUUUGUGUUUAUAUACUUCAUGGAAUAUCAUGUUGUUUACAUGUUAUCAAAGGUUGUUGUACAGUAAAGAACAGAUCAACAUUCUGACAGAUAUCAGUCAGAACUUUGAGGCUCUUUUGUGUUGCUUAUUAAAAAUGUAUUUGCUCAUAAAGCAUUUUUAAUACAGAUGUACUUUUCUGAAAACUGCUUAAAUAAAAUGUUAUGAGCA
This is a messenger RNA of Anoplopoma fimbria (sablefish), 3935 nucleotides long. RefSeq names its product solute carrier organic anion transporter family, member 2B1 (gene slco2b1). Gene Ontology annotation, biological process: sodium-independent organic anion transport; bile acid and bile salt transport; transmembrane transport. Gene Ontology annotation, cellular component: membrane. NCBI's taxonomy places the organism in Eukaryota, Metazoa, Chordata, Actinopteri, Perciformes, Anoplopomatidae. The record is from RefSeq and is a predicted model, not a curated record. Bases 385 to 2355 code for a protein of 656 amino acids. Gene Ontology annotation, molecular function: bile acid transmembrane transporter activity; protein binding. The transcript has 16 exons.